Molecule: messenger RNA, 1264 nt
Organism: Hydra vulgaris (swiftwater hydra)
Lineage: Eukaryota; Metazoa; Cnidaria; Hydrozoa; Anthoathecata; Hydridae
Source: RefSeq, a predicted model, not a curated record
ACUUUUUAUUUCUUAGUAUGCACAGGUGCGACGCAUUUUUAUUAUUUUUUUAAAAAAGCUACUUUUACUCUUUUAACAUGGCAAAUCUGAAGAGACUUAUUUUUAUAGUUGUUGUAUGUAGUUUAGUAUUAUUUGGCGUUCUUAUAAUUUCUACUAAAGAUGCAGAUCAACAUUUUAAAUUUGAGACAAUAAAAUUGGUCGAAUCUAGCAAAGAUCGAAUAGCAGUUGUUUGUUAUGUUCCAAAUUCAAUUCGCGAAGUUCAUUUAUUUGUAUCUUUGCUCUAUGGUUCAUGGCGACAUAUAAAUGAUAACUUGAAAUCUUUUGAAAGCAUUUAUGGAAUCAAAAAUCACAUAGACCUUCUUGUUUUUAGUCAUCCAUCAGUUGCAGAUCAUUUAAAAGUAGUAUGCAAUGAAUAUAACAUAAACAAUAACAUUUUCAAUAACCAAGAGUGCUACGUCAUAGAACAACCUUUUGAGUCAAAUAUCGAUUACGGUCCAAUAAACUCGUUCAUCAUGUUCAAUCGAACAGAUAUUUACUUCAUCUUAGAAUCAUACAAAUAUACAAUGCGUACUGAUUAUGACGCUUUUUUAAGUCCAGCUAUAUACUUUUGGAAACCAAAGUACAAUAUAAUGACAGGAGAAGGUGGGUACAGUGUUGAUUUUAACAGAAAUCGUUUAAAAGAUAUAUCUAAAAAACUGGGGAUGAAACACGCCGGUAUUCAUAACGUUGGAUCAACGUGGUUAGGAGAAACCAAAGUUUUUAUCACUCUUGCAAAAAAAACGUUGGAACUUACGUCUUACAUUUAUUUAAACGAGUUUCAUCCUAAUUUGCCAGGUUUAGAGAAAUUAGAUUUGCAGAAUAAUAUUUACGGUCAGUGGCCAACAUGGUGGCGCCCUGUGUCACUUUUAUAUGGAGCCGAGUUGUCAUUAAACCAUUUAGUUGAAGAUUUUUCAGAAAAUCACAAAGGAGCAAUGGAUGUCCCAUCAUGUAGUGAUAAAUUAAUUUGGGAAACUCCACAUAUCCAUUGUUGGCAUAACGAAUGUGAAUUUCAAAAAUUUGAAUUCAUUAAACAUCUUGCAAAUAUAAUAGAUAAAACAAAUACAAUUCCAGGCGAAAUAGCUCAUAGAAUGAUGGAGAACCUUUACGAAAAAGACGUUAGAAAUAUGACUAUUAUGCAGUAUUCAACAUAUAUAGCCUGGAAUUCCGUAGGAAAACAUUUAAAAAAGUAUUUUCUUGAAGAUUAAUUCUUAAGCUGUUUUUAAAA